AUGAGUCAUUCUAUGAGCAGUCCUAGAAACAUCCAGUUAGUAUUCGAGACGUAUCAAAAGGCUCGGCUGGUGUUUGUGCAAACAAUGGCUGAACUUGCUACUAGGGCAACUAACGUCAAAUGUUUGGAGAGUGCAGGUGUACUCGAGUUACUAAGACCCUUACUGUCCGAUGCCUGCAGUACGGUCCGACAAUGUGCAGUGGUAGCGGCAGCACGAUUAGCUGAGCACGAGGAAGGAGUUGCUAGGCAAUUACUAAACGGCGGCAUGUUGACUAUCACACUAGAGAAUUUGAAUAAAUAUAAUGUGUAUUAUAAAAGGUCUGCUCUGUAUCUCUUGAGAGCUGUUGCGAAGCAUAAUGAAGAAUUAGCUAACGCGAUCGUUCGAUUAGGAGCAUUAGAGCACAUAGUCACAUGUUUAGAAGAUUUCGAUACGCAAGUGAAAGAAAACGCUGCCUGGGCUUUAGGAUACAUAGGUAAACACAGUGAGCAGCUAGCAGGAUUGGUGGUGGAUGCUGGCACAUUACCCCUGUUAGUGUUGGCAUUCCAAGAACCCGAAAUGAGUCUGAAACAAAUUUCAGCUGGGGCUUUAGUGGACCUAGCCCAACAUAAGCCAGAAGCGGUAGUGGACGCUGGAGCAAUAUGUCAUUUAGUACAUGGAUUGGAAAACCAAGACCCUAAACUGAAGCGGAGCACACUGUGUGCGCUUGGUGCCGUGGCAAGUUCACGCACCGACCUAGCCGAGGCUGUUGUAGCUGGUGGGGCCUUACCCACAGCACUGUUACAUGCUGGCCACGACGCCGCGCCAGUGCGACGCGCCGCUGCUUGUUUACUACGCGAUAUCGUUAAACACUCAGUUGAUUUGGCGCAACUAGUAGUUAAUACCGGUGGAUGUGGUCCUUUAGUGGAGCUCUUAGCGGAAUCAGUUGGCGGUACUCGAGUACCCGCUUGUAUGGCACUUGGCUUCAUAGCUGGACAAUCUGAUCAAUUAGCUAUGGCGGUAAUUGAAGCGAAGGCUAUUCCGGCUCUAGUUAAUAUACUACAAAACACGGAAGCUGAAGAUGCAGAUCUCUGCGCAGCUGCGUGGACCUUGGGUCAUAUCGCUAAGCACUCUCCUCAGCACAGCUUAGCUGUAGCUGUUGCCAACGCUUUACCAAGAAUGUUGCAGUUAUACACAAACCCCAAGUCAUCAGGGGAAGUACGAGCUAGAACAUCAUGUGCACUGAAGCAAUCACUUCAAUGCUGUCUGCAUCGUCCUGCGUUAGAACCUCUUUUGCAUUCCGCACCAGCUGGCAUUCUCAAAUAUGUUUUAGCACAAUAUGCUAAGGUGAGUUGA
Messenger RNA from Arctia plantaginis, 1332 nucleotides. The record is from the annotation of a GenBank genome assembly. Lineage: Eukaryota; Metazoa; Arthropoda; Insecta; Lepidoptera; Erebidae.